GUGAGCGCGUCAUGGCCGCCUCGAAGCCCGUGGAGGCGGCGGCGGGCGGCGGCGGCGGCGGUGCCGGCGGUGCCGGGCUGUCCCGCUGGCAGCUGGCCUUGGUGCUGGGGGCGCCGAUCCUGCUGGGCGCCGGCGCGCUCUACCUGUGGGGGCGGCGGGCGGCCCGCGGCGGCGGGAAGGGCGCUAGCGAGCGGAAGACGCCCGAGGGCCGCGCGAGCCCGGGUCCCGGCGCCUGCGGCAGCGGCCAGCCCGACGGGCCCGGCCGCGAGGAGACGAGCCCUCUUGAUAGAGCUCAAGCAGCAAAGAACAAAGGAAACAAAUACUUUAAAGCAGGAAAAUAUGAGCAAGCUAUUCAGUGUUAUACUGAGGCUAUCAGCUUGUGCCCUCCUGAGAAAAAUCUUGAUCUUUCUACCUUCUAUCAGAACAGAGCUGCUGCCUAUGAACAACUGCAAAAAUGGGCAGAAGUGGCACAAGAUUGUACAAAGGCUGUUGAGCUUAACCCUAAAUACGUAAAAGCUCUCUUCAGACGUGCAAAGGCUCAUGAGAAGCUGGACAAUAAGAAGGAAUGUUUAGAAGAUGUCACUGCAGUCUGCAUUUUAGAAGCCUUUCAAAACCAGCAAAGUAUGUUAUUAGCUGAUAAAGUCCUUAAACUCCUUGGAAAAGAAAAGGCCAAAGAGAAAUACAAGAAUCGUGAGCCUCUGAUGCCCUCACCGCAGUUCAUUAAAUCCUACUUCAGCUCCUUCACAGAUGAUAUAAUCUCCCAACCUUUGCUCAAGGGUGAGAAGUCAGAUGAAGAUAAGGAUAAGGAGGGAGAAGCUUCUGAAGUAAAAGAAAACUCUGGCUAUUUGAGAGCAAAACAAUAUAUGGAAGAAGAGAACUAUGACAAAAUUAUCAGUGAGAGCACAAAAGAAAUUGAAGCAAAAGGAAAAUAUAUGGCUGAAGCUUUACUCCUGCGAGCUACCUUCUAUUUACUUAUUGGCAAUGCGAAUGCUGCCAAACCAGACCUAGAUCAGGUUAUCAGUAUGGAAAAUGCAAAUGUGAAGCUCCGAGCCAAUGCUCUGAUCAAACGAGGAAGUAUGUAUAUGCAGCAGCAGCAACCUGUGUUGUCCACGCAAGACUUUAAUAUGGCUGCUGAUAUUGAUCCUCAGAAUGCAGAUGUUUACCAUCAUCGAGGACAAUUGAAAAUCCUGCUUGACCAAGUUGAAGAGGCUGUGGAAGACUUUGAUGAAUGUAUCCGAUUGCGACCUGAUUCUGCCUUGGCUCAAGCACAGAAAUGUUUUGCUCUGUAUCGCCAAGCAUACACAGGAAAUAAUCCUUUGCCUGUGCAGGUAGCCAUGAAAGGCUUUGAAGAUGUCAUAAAAAAAUUUCCAAAGUGUGCUGAAGGCUAUGCACUUUAUGCUCAGGCACUAACUGAUCAACAGCAGUUUGGCAAGGCUGAUGAAAUGUAUGAUAAAUGUAUAGACCUUGAGCCAGACAAUGCCACUACAUAUGUUCAUAAAGGUUUGCUUCAGCUUCAGUGGAAGCAAGAUUUAGACAAAGGCUUAGAACUCAUAAGCAAGGCCAUUGAAAUUGAUAACAAAUGUGACUUUGCAUAUGAAACCAUGGGAACGAUUGAAGUGCAAAGAGGCAAUCUGGAUAAAGCCAUUGAAAUGUUUAACAAAGCUAUCAACCUUGCCAAAUCUGAAAUGGAGAUGGCCCACCUCUACUCACUCUGUGAUGCUGCCUAUGCCCAGACAGAAGUUGCAAAGAAGUACGGGUUGAAACCACCAACACUGUAAAGAAAAAGAGGAGGAAAAGACCUUCUAAAGUGAAGUUGCCCACUUCAGCCAGCCCUGAAGACGCUGUUGCAAACCAUGUUGAAUGGUGGAACUUAGUUUUUUCCCGUUCGUGGUGUUGUCAUUUGUUACAUCUGUUUAAUGUUUAGGUGUUGUGGGAGUGGUUAUUCAAGGAAGUAUGCAGUGUUGCAGCUUGUUCCUUCUGCAGCAAAAACCUUAAAGUGUGUUAAGGGAAAUAAAGUUGCAAGGGAACAAAUGGAAGACAUUUUGGCCAUGCAAAUAAAAACUUUACAUUGGUUCACUUUGGGUGAUUAUGUUGUGGGCGAUUUUUGCUUUAUCAAGUAAUUUUACAGCAUGUUUUUUUUCCUGUUGAUUUUAAAGGUAAUACUAGUCAGUGCUGUAAAAUAGAUUUCUUUUUUAUAUGCAGUUAAUCCUUGAGAGUUGAUUUUAAUUUUGCAAAAAGGAAAACAUUAAUUUACAGAACUGUUUAAUAAUAGAGAUUUUUUUUAAAAGCCUAUAGACGUGGAGAGAAUCUCUGUAAAUAUAUCCAAGCAUGCACAAUCUUCCCUCCCACCCUUUGCAUAACUACUUUAGAAACAGUCCUGUGGCAGCUAUUAGGGAAUUACUUCAACAGGCCUUAUUUUCACCCCAGAAGGCACUAGCGUACUGGAAAGAGCGCUGGUACCAAGGCUGGUGGAGGGAAAGAGGUCAGGUGGCACUGCUUCAGUGUAGAGGUUACUGGAUGAGAAGUUGCAUUCGCUUGUACCACUCCCAACUUGAAUGUCACGGGAAAUUGUUCUGGAAGGUUCAGGGAGACUUUCAAGAACAGACAGCACUGCUGGGAGUAGAGCUGCCAAGGUAAGGUCAUGCUUGAGUAUGAUCUUUGUAUGUUUCCAACACUGGUGCUUAAGGGUAACAGCUAAUAGACCAUUUGAAUUCUCUUCCUCAGUCUCUGAAGGCUGUUAUGUUCUGGUUUAAUCCUAGUAAGAGCCAUUUGCAGGUUUAAAUGGGAUAAAGAACAAAAGUUAGUCUGAAAUUUCAAAUAAGGAAUUUGGAAUUUUUAUUGGUUUCUUUGUUCUUUAGGCCCUGUAUUGCCUAAGAUUACAAGUACUGCAGAAGUGAAGCAACUGUUCUGCAAAUAACAUAGUCUUUAAUUGGCAAAUUAUCAAAUAGUAGUAUAAGCUGUCUUCCUCUAGCUAGGGUUCUGUGCUGCUUGGGAUUGGUCUUUUUAGUAUUGAAGUCAAUCAGUCCAUAUUGCCUCUCCCUAGAUUGAUGUGACUGGAUAAAUCUUCUGCAAAUACUUAAUUGACUCUACCUAGUUUACCAUACAUUGAUUUGGGUUUCUUCCUAUCCCCAAAAUAAUAGAUCUGCUUGUGCUGAAUUUUCUAAUGUAUUUCAUCUCUUAAAAUUGAACCAAGCUAUGGUCUCAAACUGUCUUGUUCUCUGGUUGUGACAGCAACUUACAGUUUCAACUAGACCUUCCUUCCUUCCAGCAGCUACAAAGGAGAAUUCAAAUGCUGGACAGUACACAUGAAGUUUUAAGCUUUCUAUUUUAUCUAGCUCAGUAGAUUAUCUGAAAUCGUAGUGUUGGGGUAGAACUGAAGGCAUUGGAAGGUAUAGGCAGCCUCUAAGGGCACUGCACUUAAUAAGUGUCAGACCUCUUCUUGAACUUCCAAUCUCUGCAUCAAUUACCUGAGAACAAAAAUAUGCCAGACUAACUGUGCCCUCUUCUCCUAAGGAGUUUUUAUUUGCAUGGCUGUAUUUACAUUGGCAUUUUCUCCCCAUCGUCCUUCCUUUCCUAUUGCCCCCCCCACCCUCUAAAUGAAGGGAGAAAAGCAUGUGCUGUCUAUUACUAGCAUUCCAGAUCAUCACGGAUUUUUGCCUGUUCUUGGACUAGUUUGAAACUGCACUGAAAGGAUGCAUUUGUCUGUAAUUUUUUUUGUAAAUGACAUAUCACCUGUAAACUCAACAAAUAAAUAUUACCUUCAAGUA
Messenger RNA from Rhea pennata, 3767 nucleotides. RefSeq names its product translocase of outer mitochondrial membrane 70 (gene TOMM70). The record is from RefSeq and is a predicted model, not a curated record. The transcript has 12 exons. Bases 12 to 1778 code for a protein of 588 amino acids. Gene Ontology annotation, biological process: protein insertion into mitochondrial inner membrane; protein import into mitochondrial matrix. Gene Ontology annotation, molecular function: protein binding; transmembrane protein transporter activity. Gene Ontology annotation, cellular component: mitochondrial outer membrane. Lineage: Eukaryota; Metazoa; Chordata; Aves; Rheiformes; Rheidae.